Messenger RNA from Engraulis encrasicolus (European anchovy), 3959 nucleotides. It is a transcript of the gene rasgrp4, whose product is annotated as RAS guanyl releasing protein 4. Bases 701 to 2860 code for a protein of 719 amino acids. Gene Ontology annotation, molecular function: calcium ion binding; guanyl-nucleotide exchange factor activity. Lineage: Eukaryota; Metazoa; Chordata; Actinopteri; Clupeiformes; Engraulidae. Gene Ontology annotation, cellular component: plasma membrane. Gene Ontology annotation, biological process: positive regulation of GTPase activity; Ras protein signal transduction. The record is from RefSeq and is a predicted model, not a curated record. The transcript is spliced from 17 exons.
UUUGCACCCUCCCUCUCUCUCCACUUCAAGCAAGAGAUUUUGCACACUGACUCUCAUGACAGUUCCUCUUAUCUGUCUGUCACACAGCCACCUCGUCUAUCCAAGACAAUAUUUACCUAAUUUUACUAACUCCUUGAUUGCUUUCACAACUUUCUUUUUUUUCAUGGCGUGUCUUUCAACAUUUCCUCCAUCUUCUACCAACUUACCAAACAUUGGGAGAAACCAUUUGGGUGAAAAACUUUUUUUUCUGGGCUCUGGAUAUUUUUUGCACACCUCACAAGUGGUGAGAAGAAACUAAGGUGGAGUUGUUGUUUUCUUUUCUCGGUUUGAACAACUGACAGCUUUGUUGAUUUCAAAGCUUCAACGUUUUUGUUUUGUUUUUGAAGCGCCUCGGAUUUCACACCGCUUGCUUGCCAUCCCCUGUCAAAGGGUUUGUGGUGGUGUGUGAGAGGGCCACGAGAAGAGCUUGGGUGUGUGUGUGUCUGUGUGUGUGUGUGUGUGACAGAGAGAGAGAGAGAGAGAGAGAGAGAGAGAGAGAGAGAGAGAGAGAGAAAAAGAGAGACAGGCAGGAAAACACACAUACGACCACCAGAGAAGAGGAUUUCCCCAAUGGAGCCAUAGGACUAUCAGGGGGACCACAGCAGAUGCUCAAGAGGGUAUCACUCCUCCAUCGCAGUGCUGAGAAGAGUGGAGGCCCACCAUGAUCCGAAAGGAGGCUAAGAGGAAGUCUCGUCAGGAGAGCGUGACGGGCCUGAAGUGUCGUCGUCCGGUGCAGCGGCGGAUGACGUGCCCCAGCCCCCAGGAGAUCCAGCAGGCCCUGCAGUCCCCCGGGCCCAACUCGCUCAUCAGCGCCGCCUGCCUGGACGAGCUCAUCCAGCGCUGCCUGCACUGCUUUGAUGCUGAGGGCAAGCUGUGCAGAGGGACCCAAUUUGUCCACAUGACUCUGAUGAUGCACAGCUGGGUGGUGCCAUCCCAGACCUUCGCCAAUAAACUCCUCUCCAUUUACAAAGACCCUGUGGACAAGAAAGGACUGAGACGGGCACAAAUGUAUCAUUUCAUAAGGCAAUGGAUCAAUAAGUUUCCGGUGGUGUUUGAAGAGGACCCCCUACUGAGGGAGCUGAUGGGGGACUUCUGGGAGCCCAUGAGGGCUGCAGGGAAGGACUCUCCCCCCUGCCCACUCAUCGACACCUCUUACCUUAACACUCCAGCGAACCUGCCUCAGGUGCCAUCCCCCUCGGUGAAGAAGAGGAAAGUCUCCCUGCUUUUUGACCACAUGGAGCCAGAAGACAUGGCCAAACUUCUUACGGAACUGGAGUUCAGGAACUUCUGUAAUGUCUCAUUUCUGGAUUAUCGCAGUUAUGUGGUGCACGGUUCCGUGCGGGACAACCCUGCUCUGGAGCGCUCGGUGAUGCUCUGUAAUGGAGUCUCUCAGUGGGUACAGCUGAUGAUCCUCAACAGACACACAGCACAGCAGCGCUCAGAGGUCUUCACAAAGUUCACACAAGUGGCUCAGAAGCUGCGCUCUCUUCAGAAUUUCAACACUCUAAUGGCCGUGAUAGGAGGCCUCUGUCACAGCUCCAUAUCUCGCCUCAAAGACACUGCAAGCUUGCUCUCCUCUGACGUCAUUAAGGCGCUGAGUGAAAUGGCUGAGCUCCUGUCGUCCCUCAGUAACUAUGGUAACUACCGCCGCGUGUACAGCGAGUGCACGGGAUUCAAGGUGCCUAUCUUGGGAGUACACCUAAAGGACUUGAUUUCAUUAAACGAGGGAUUGCCCGACUAUGUGGAGAACGAUAAGAUCAACGUGGGCAAGCUGCAGCAUUUGUACAGCAACAUCAGUGAACUACUAGCCAUUCACGAGUGCAAGAUGCCUUUCGUCCCCAACAAGGACCUUCUACCACUCCUCACUCUGUCUCUUGACCUUUAUUACACUGAAGAUGAGAUCUACGAACUCUCCUAUGCCAAGGAGCCCAAAAACCCCAAAAUCCAGGCUAAUCCCCUCUGCUCUCCGCAGCCAGCCACCCCAGUGGACCCCCCCGCGGUGGCAGAGUGGGGCUCGUGCGCACCCCCCAGGCUGGACCCCAACAGGAUCUCCAAGCACGUCAAGCAGAUGGUGGACUCCAUCAUGAAGAACUACGACCUGAACAUGGACGGCUACAUCUCCAGGGAGGACUUCAACAAGAUUGCCGGAAACUUCCCCUUCUCUUUCUGCAUGCACGAGUCAGACAGGCAAGGGGAAAUAAGCCGGCAGGAGAUCAUGUCCUACUUCAUGAGGGGUAUGUCUAUCUGUGCCAAACUUGGCUACAAUGGCCUCCAAAACCUGCACAACUUCCAUGAGACAACCUACAAGAAACCCACCUUUUGCGACACCUGUGGCGGAUUUCUUUGGGGAGUCCUCAAGCGAGGUUAUCACUGCAAAGACUGUGGUGUUAACUGUCAUAAACAAUGCAAGGACCAUGUGACCAUGGAAUGCCAGAAGAAGUUCAAGCAGUCUUCAGGAGGCUCCUGUCCACCCACACCGGGCCCCAACAGCAGAUCCAAGGGCAACAGCUGGAGUUCAGAGGACGAGGCAUUUGUUUUCCCACAAGGAAACGGGUCUGAGAACAGCAAGGGCCUAAACGCUGAGGAUAGCAACUCCGACUACUCAGGCCAUAGCACUUAUCCUUACACUGACUUUGGCGUUUGGGCACCUGAAGAGGUGACGAAGAACCACACGGAUAUGCACACUUUACCGGCCUUUAUAGCACAGAACUCUUCGUGGCAAUCUCGAUCUUCGCUGGGAUCGUCGCUGCCUGAGUCGUCACUACGGGAGAAAAUGUCUGAGUUGAGACUUCAGAGGGACAAGAGCCGGGAACCUGACUGACUCAGCCUGAAAAACGGGUAACACUUAACUUGACGCCGGUGUCAUAAACAUGUCAUGACAGUGUAAUAAUAGUGUCAUGACACAGUCAUAGAUAAGUCAUAAACAUUAUGUCCAUGUCAUAAACAUUUUAUGACAUUCGGUUAUGGCAAAGACAAACUUGGGUAUGCAUAACUGUGCCAUGACACUAUUAUGACACUGUAAUGACAUUCUUUUGACACUGGCGUCAAGUAAAGUGUUACCAAAAAACGUACACCUCUGUCAAAGCAUGGACAUAUUGGGUUACAUCUGCAUUCACUCUGAGGACAAACCUAAUGUCCUCUGUAUGAGGGACCCUAUUCAUGGAUCAAGGCAUUUAUUCUGUACACUGAAUGAACAUUUUUCUCAACACUUAAAAAAAUCUCAGUCUCAACUAUGUGUAGCUUCUUUUCAAGGGCUACUAUUAACCUACUUGCCUGGAAAAAAAAUAUCACAAAGGACCAUGAACUUUUAAGUGAUGUCUGAACUAACUUUAAAUUCUAACCUUGAAAUGGAACUCAAUGGAAGACAAUGACUUAAAGGACCAUCUCAUCUUCUGCCUUCGAACCAAGCCUGUUCAUUGGCCAUGGAGGACAAGUUAACUGGAGCACAUGUGCAGGACAAUGAUGAGCAUCUUUUACACUGUGAUUCUUAAAAAGGAAUGUAAAAAAGGGACACUUUACCUUGACUUGAAUGCAUUUACUACUAGCACUUCCAAGGGGCAAUAAUAGCGAUGGCAACAACUCAUGAAUGGUACUACUGAAAGGUCCACACUGUUGGGAGGACAAAAUAGUUGCGACACAUCAUAGUCUAAUUAUAGUGAUGCUGGAGGUACUGAUGCUGGAGGUGAUUAUACGUCUAAGCUCAGUAUAAUGUCAGAGUGCCUUUAUGUGAUCAGCGCUCUUGGAGACGAAUGUUUCCAAAAGUAAUGUAUCGUGCAGAUUUUGUGUUUGUGUGUGUGUGUUUGUUUGUUUGUGUUAUAAAUUGUGCCUAAACCACUGGUAGUUGAUGGGAAACGUUCACAAUCUAUAAGUUAAAUGCAAGAAAAUGGGAUAAAGAAAAAUAAAUAAAUAAACAACUUGGA